UUUGCUUCCACGUAUUCGACGAUUUACGAUGCUACGUCCGCAUUUUGCAACGGGCUACCAUCGUUCUGAAGCACCUCCACGAAUCCCUCUCAAAACCUCUUUACUGACUGUUUCUUCUCACAGUACAGAAAACGGGUUUCAAAAACCUGACCGACAGCAAGGACUCUGUUGUUUAGCACGUGAAAUGCCCGUACAGGUCAUUCUUCGAAUACAUCGCUGCCGACCCGAUACGCAACAAGGAAUUCAUGCUUGGGAUGGAGUGCCAUUCUAGGUGGAACAUGGCAACCUGGACGGACGUAUACCCGACGGACCUGCUGCUCAAAGACGCAAAGCCGGAUCGGCCGCUGCUCGUCGACGUUGACGGUAGCAAUGGCCAUGAUCCCGAGAAGUUCUUGCUGAAGCACCCCGAAGUUUCGGGCGGGAGCCUCGUGCGAGAAGAUCUCCACGAGACCCUCGCGGAAGUAGAGGCCGCAAAUAAGGCUAUUUCGAAACAGCCGUACGACUUUUUCACGCCUCAACCCGUGAAAGGCGAUUGUGCUUACUUUAUGCAUUCUGUCCUCCACGACUGGUCAGACGAACCCGCGAUAAAAAUACUGAGGAAUAUCCCCAGCGGAAUGGAAAAUGGGUACUCCAAGCUACUGAUCAGGGAGAACCUCGUCGACAACGUCAAGCCGUCACGACGAACUACGACAUCCGAAAUGGUCAUGAUGUCCUGCGCGGCUUCGGCAGAAAGGACCGAGAAGGAGUGGCACGAGCUCGUCGGGGCGGCCGGGCUGAAGAUCGUUAAGAUUUGGAAGCAGCGCACAGCGCUGGACGGCGUUAUCGAAGUGCAUUUGGCGUAGAUGGGUACCUAAGGUAGGUAUAUAAAAGUGGGAAGACGGUCUGCGGUCCUAACGCGAAAGUUCAACUGUUGCU
Daldinia caldariorum is the source of this 915-nucleotide messenger RNA. Its product is annotated as O-methyltransferase-domain-containing protein. The transcript is spliced from 2 exons. The record is from RefSeq and is a predicted model, not a curated record. Lineage: Eukaryota; Fungi; Ascomycota; Sordariomycetes; Xylariales; Hypoxylaceae. Gene Ontology annotation, molecular function: O-methyltransferase activity. Bases 246 to 842 code for a protein of 198 amino acids.